CCGUGGGUCCCCGUGCCGCAUGCGUCCGAGCCCCCGGCAGCACGAAGGCCACAUGGAGCUCCCGGAGGAGUCUGCUCCCGGGCCGGGAGGCGCGGACGCGGUGUCCGAGCGCCGUGGCCUGCGCCGCCUGCUGCUGUCCGGCUUCCAAGAGGAACUGCGGGCGCUGAUGGUCCUGGCGGGUCCUGCGUUCUUGGCCCAGCUGAUGAUGUUCCUGAUCAGCUUUGUAAGCUCAGUGUUCUGUGGCCACCUGGGCAAGCUGGAGCUGGACGCUGUCACCCUGGCAAUCGCGGUUAUCAAUGUCACUGGCAUUUCAGUGGGGCAUGGCCUAUCUUCCGCGUGUGACACCCUCAUCUCCCAGACAUUCGGGAGCCAGAACUUGAAGCACGUGGGGGUUAUCCUGCAGAGGGGCAUCCUCAUCCUGCUCCUCUGCUGCUUCCCUUGCUGGGCCCUCUUCAUCAACACUGAGCACAUUCUGCUGCUCUUCAGGCAGGACCCAGAGGUAUCCAGGCUCACCCAGACCUAUGUUAUGAUCUUCAUCCCAGCGCUUCCAGCAGCCUUCCUUUAUACGAUACAAGUUAAAUACUUGCUCAACCAGGGCAUUGUUCUGCCUCAGAUCGUGACGGGCAUCGCAGCCAACCUGAUCAAUGCCCUGGCCAACUAUGUGUUUCUCCAUCAGCUGCAUCUUGGGGUGAUGGGUUCAGCAAUGGCCAACACCAUCUCCCAGUAUGCCCUGGCCAUCCUCCUGUUCCUCUACAUCCUCUGGAGAAAACUACAUCGAGCCACCUGGGGAGGGUGGUCCUGGGAGUGUCUGCAGGACUGGGCCUCCUUCCUGCAACUGGCUGUGCCCAGCAUGCUCAUGCUGUGCAUCGAGUGGUGGGCCUAUGAGGUCGGCAGCUUCCUGAGCGGUAUCCUUGGCAUGGUGGAGUUGGGAGCCCAGUCCAUCACCUAUGAAUUGGCUAUCAUUGUAUACAUGAUCCCUGCAGGCUUCAGCGUGGCUGCCAACGUCCGGGUGGGAAAUGCGUUGGGUGCCGGAAACAUUGAACAGGCCAAGAAGUCCUCAGCAGUUUCCUUGAUAGUCACAGAGAUCUUUGCUGUGACCUUCUGUGCCCUGCUGCUAGGCUGUAAGGAUCUUGUGGGCUACAUUUUCACCACCGACCGAGACAUCGUGGCCUUGGUGGCUCAAGUGGUCCCCAUUUACGCUGUGUCCCACCUCUUUGAAAGUCUUGCUUGUACCUGUGGUGGUGUUCUGAGGGGCACUGGAAACCAGAAGGUUGGAGCCAUCGUUAACGCCAUCGGGUAUUAUGUGAUUGGCCUCCCCAUCGGGAUUGCGCUGAUGUUCGCAGCCAAGCUGGGAGUGAUAGGUCUGUGGUCAGGGAUCGUCAUCUGCAGUGUCUGUCAGACCCUAUGUUUUCUGGUUUUUAUUGCUCGGCUCAAUUGGAAACUCGCCUGUCAACAGGCUCAAGUACACGCCAAUUUGAAGGUAAAUGUGGCCCUGAACGGGAAUUCUGCUGUCUCUCAGGAGCCAGCUCACCCAGCCAGUCCUGAAAGCCAUGGCGAAAUCAUGAUGACGGAUCUCGAAAAAAAAGAUGAGACUCAGUUGGACCAGCAGACGAACCAGCAACAAGUUUUGCCCGUCCGCCCGAAGGACAGCCGUAAACUGUCUGGGAAACAGUUGGCGCUACGUCGAGGGCUCCUGAUCCUGGGAGUAGUAGUCGUCUUGGUGGGGGGGAUCUUAGUGAGAGUAUACGUCAGAAUUGAGUGAUGUGGAAGAGGCGAAGAUCAAGCCACACAGGGGUUCCUCAGUUUAUGAGAUUAACACCUGCCCAAUCCAACACAUACUGAAAACACUACAUCAGGACUGGGGGUGUUGCUGUGACAGACAAACACGUGCUUAGUGCGUUCAGGGCCCUCUAACAAGUAAGCUCUCUCUCUCUCUCUCUCUCUCUCUCUCUCUCUCUCUCUCU
Peromyscus leucopus (white-footed mouse) is the source of this 1964-nucleotide messenger RNA. RefSeq names its product multidrug and toxin extrusion protein 1. Gene Ontology annotation, cellular component: membrane. Bases 20 to 1762 code for a protein of 580 amino acids. The transcript has 17 exons. Gene Ontology annotation, biological process: xenobiotic detoxification by transmembrane export across the plasma membrane. Gene Ontology annotation, molecular function: xenobiotic transmembrane transporter activity; antiporter activity. Lineage: Eukaryota; Metazoa; Chordata; Mammalia; Rodentia; Cricetidae. The record is from RefSeq and is a predicted model, not a curated record.